Molecule: messenger RNA, 393 nt
Organism: Rotaria sp. Silwood1
Lineage: Eukaryota; Metazoa; Rotifera; Eurotatoria; Philodinida; Philodinidae
Source: the annotation of a GenBank genome assembly
AUGCGAGGUGAAUACGAUCCAAUUCUCAAAUUUCCAUUUAACUAUACAGUCACAUUUUGUUUAUAUGAUCAAACACCUGCACAACGACAUAUUAUUAAUUCAUUUCGACCAGAUAGUAAGUCAAGUAGUUUUCAACGACCUCGAUCGAAUAUGCAUAUAGCCAGUGGCAUCCCGAAAUUUUUCCUGUUGGAGGCAAUUCAAGAGGAAGGAAGUCCAUAUGUACGAGACGACACAAUGUUUAUCAAAGUUAUGGUUGAUUUUGGAGAAACACUCAAAACAUUAUUACCCUAUGCAUUAAGUCUCAAUCCUGGUCUACCAACGCAUAUUCAACAAGCUAUGAUCCAGCAAGAAAUGAAAAGAAGAGCACAAUUAGAACCUGAGGGCCAACUAUAA